UAUGAUUAUCUCCUCUUUGGUUAUUAGUUAUGACAAAAUAUUCUCGUGCUUAUUGCUCAUUAAUCACCCAUUUAUUAUUACCGACCUUUUGGUAUCUUCUCCAUAUCUUUCUUCUUCUUACAAUGUUUUUUAGUCUUUAUAUAUAUAUAUAUACACAACAAAUUUAACAUUCCCUCCAAUGUCCUACUGUCUCCUUCUCUGUGUGUUACCAUGGUUUUACUUCACCAUGUAAGUCUCUCUCAUUAUCAAAAUUCAUCUUCUCUGUUUUCUUCCUCCUCUGAAUCAAUCCUUUGUUUAUUUCUUGUGUUGUGUGUGAUGCAGUUAGAGCAAGGGAUGCGUCCGAUUUCACGAUGUUACAAUCCAACCGCGUAUUCGACAACAAUGGGAAGAAGUUUCUUCGCAGGUGCAGCCACAAGCAGCAAGCUAUUCUCCAGAGGUUUCUCAGUCACAAAGCCAAAAUCUAAAACCGAAUCUAAAGAAGUUGCUGCAAAGAAACAUAGUGACGCAGAGAGAAGGAGACGGCUUCGGAUUAAUUCCCAGUUUGCAACUCUCCGCACCAUUCUUCCAAACUUAGUCAAACAAGAUAAAGCAUCUGUGCUUGGAGAGACUGUCAGGUACUUCAAUGAAUUGAAAAAGAUGGUUCAAGACAUACCAACCACACCAUCUUUAGAAGACAACUUGAGAUUGGACCACUGUAAUAACAACAGAGACUUGGCAAGAGUCGUGUUCAGUUGUAGCGACAGAGAAGGGCUAAUGUCGGAGGUUGCAGAGUCAAUGAAAGCAGUGAAAGCAAAGGCGGUGAGAGCUGAGAUCAUGACAGUAGGUGGAAGAACCAAGUGUGCCUUGUUUGUUCAAGGUGUCAAUGGGAAUGAAGGAUUGGUGAAGCUCAAGAAAUCGUUGAAACUUGUAGUGAAUGGUAAAUCAUCAUCAGAGGCGAAAAACAACAACAAUGGAGGAUCGUUGUUAAUUCAGCAGCAAUGAGUAUUUUGUUUAUAUACUUGUACAUCUCUGUUUCUCCUAGUCCAUUAGAGAAGGUAGAUGUAAAGGUAUAAAAGCCCAUGUGUUAUUGAAAUUGGGUGGAUACUUACAAGAGUCUAUAUGAAUAAAAAUGAUGCAAUUCUUUCUUUGGAGAUGGUGUGGAUGUUAUAACAAAAUAUGAAUCAUGUGAAAUUUUUUGUCCCAUCUUUGUU
Molecule: messenger RNA, 1190 nt
Organism: Arabidopsis thaliana (thale cress)
Lineage: Eukaryota; Viridiplantae; Streptophyta; Magnoliopsida; Brassicales; Brassicaceae
Product: transcription factor bHLH131-like protein
Exons: 2
Coding region: 211-981 (256 amino acids)
Biological process (GO): regulation of DNA-templated transcription
Cellular component (GO): nucleus
Molecular function (GO): DNA-binding transcription factor activity; protein dimerization activity
Source: RefSeq, marked reviewed